Messenger RNA from Aspergillus homomorphus CBS 101889, 2811 nucleotides. RefSeq lists its product as uncharacterized. Lineage: Eukaryota; Fungi; Ascomycota; Eurotiomycetes; Eurotiales; Aspergillaceae. The record is from RefSeq and is a predicted model, not a curated record. The coding region runs from base 1 to 2811 and encodes 936 amino acids. The transcript is spliced from 7 exons.
AUGGCAACCCGAACCUCCACGCGCCAAGCCGCUCAGAAGGCGAAAGAAGCCAUUGCGGCGGCUCCUGACGUGAAAAGCCGAAGCGCUGCUGGCACUAAGCGCAAGGGAAGUGCCGACAAAGGCGUAGACUCUAAGCGUGGCAAAAAAGAAGCCGAUAAGAAGCUGGACGAUGCCCAACGGCCCGCAAUUGGAACUGAUGCGCAAGCACCUAAAGAAAGCAAGGCAGAGGAUAAGGCAGAGGACAAGGUAGAAGACAAGGCAGAGGGCAAGCGGGACGAGCAGUCAGAGGCAAAGCCAGAUACCAAAUCCGAAAAUGGAGCGGCAGAGAAAGCGGAAGAAGAUCAGACUGAAGGCAAGCCUGAAGAGAAAAUGGAGCUGGAUGACGAGAAGAAGCCGGAAGAUGUUCAGACAGAAAACAAGGAUGCCGACACGGCUUCAGCCAAGGGCACUGAAGCUGGUGUGGAAACGUCACAAGCGAGAGAGGAGAAGGUUCCGUCAAACAUCCUGGAAAAAGGCAUCAUCUACUUCUUUUACCGAUCCCGAGUCAACGUGACUGACCCGCAGAGCGUCGAUGAUGUUGCGCGUACUUUCAUAGUGUUGCGACCGACCCCCUUGGGAGCUACGUUGGAUGCGAAUCAGGGCUCAGUUGACACUGGCGCCAAGUGUCGCCUGAUGGCUCUUCCCAAGAAAAGGUUCCCAACAUCUGGGCGGGAGCGGGUAAUGGGAUUCGUCGAAAAAUCUGGGCAAUCCAUGAAAGCACUGCAGGAAAGCUUCAUCGCUGGAGAUCAUUACGAUACUGCCACUCAGGGCGAACGCACCGUUCCUGAGGCCCGACCGUACGCGGAAGGUGUUUACGCAAUCACGUCUACGAAGCGAACUUCCCACUUAGCUUAUGUUCUUACCAUUCCUGAUCAUAUCGGAACUCUUCAGGAAGACUUUGGUCUCCGGGCCCGCGGCAGCUGGGUUGUGCAGUCGAAGAACCCCAAACACCCUGGGCCUUCGUACGCUCAACUUCCCAAAGGUCCUGAAUAUCCCGACAGUGUGCUUGCCAAGUUUGGCGAUUACCGCUGGAAGCCUGUGGAACCCGAGUUCAUCGAUUAUCCCAAUGCGCAGUUCCUCGUGGUUGGGGAGGCUGUGGACGAGCUUGGAAAGGCUGCAACUGCGGAGGAAGAUGGCAAGAAGGCUGAUGAAGCGACGACACGAUCUAUGAGGAUCUGGGACUCGAUGCGAAAAACUAUCCUGCCGUUCCGACAACCUGGGAGAGUCAGUAGAGGAUCUGCAGCCGGCGGUGAUAUUGUGAAUCAGACCAGCUGCGGCAGCCAUACUUACGCCUACACCGGUCUGGCUGGAUAUGGCUUCAUUCCUUCCAACGCCACCGACAAAUACGGCGACACAUUAGGGGGCUUUGGCAGCUCGGCCGCCUUUGACUUAGAUUCCUGGCGGCGCAUUGGGCCUGAGACCUACACGGGGAUCCUAUACUGUAUUCCCGACCGCGGUUGGAAUACGAAUGGCACGCUCAACUACCAAGCCCGUGUUCACACACUCAACGUCACCCUUCACUUGGCCCCCGACAAUAUCUCCGCUCAGCAUCCAUCCCCGCCAAAUCUACAGCUGACAUACCUUGACACCCUUCUGCUAACGGAUCCCACCGGUAACCCUCUCACCGGCCUCGACGCCUCGGCCGAUUUCAACGACACCCUCAAAUUCCCAGGCUUUCCGCCUCUGCCCGCAGCGAUCUACAGAGGCAAUGGCUUCGACAGCAACAGCACCAGCGGCGGAGGGCACCGCGUCUCCCUAGAUGCCGAAGGCCUAGCCCUCACGGCAGACAGCUUCUGGAUUUCGGACGAAUACGGGCCCUACGUCUACCGAUUCGACCGCCGCACCGGCCGAAUGAAGACCGCCAUCGCACCACCACCCGCCUAUAUCCCGCACCGCAACCAAACCAUCAGCUUCAGCGCCGACAGCGCCCCGAUCUACGAUCCCAAGCUGACCGCGAUCCCGAAAGACCCGGUCACCGGCCGCGCCAACAACCAAGGCUUCGAGGCAUUGACGCUCUCCCCAGACGGGAAGACACUCUACACGAUGAUCCAGUCCGCGCUGGACCAAGAGGGCGGCGGGAGCAAGAAAACCCGCCGUCCCGCGCGGCUCCUGCAGUACGACCUGUCCUCCCCGUCCGGAACGCCGGUCUACGAGCACGAGUAUGUCGUCAUGUUACCCACGUACUACAAUCCCAGCAAGGGCCACGACGUCGUGGCCGCGCAGUCCGAGAUCCACCUUCUCCCGCAGUCGGGGAAGACGCAAGACAAGACAUUCUUGGUUCUGGCGCGUGACUCUGGGUUCGGGCACGGCCAGGACAAGUCGUUGUCUGUGUAUCGGCAUGCGGAUAUCGUGCGCAUCACGAGUAAUACCACUGACCUUAAGCGCUGGCGCGGCGCGGAUGCGGUUAAUGGGUCCAUUGCCUCGGCUAAGGGCGUGUUGGAUGCCGGGAUCACGCCUGCCGAAUACUGUUCCUUCUUGGAUUUCAAUGUCAAUGAGCAGCUGGCUAAGUUCGGGUUGCAUAACGGUGGGGAUCAGGAUGAUCGGCUGCUGAAUGAGAAGUGGGAGAGUCUGGCGCUCGUGCCUGUAGAGCCCGGACAGCAGGCGGCCGCGGCUACGGUCCGGGAGAAGGAGUACUUUCUGUUUAGCUUGAGUGAUAAUGAUUUUAUCACGCAGGAUGGCCGCAUGAAUUUCGGGCGCUUCAGGUACGCGGACGACUCGGGCUAUAACCUUGAUAAUCAGGCGUUGGUCUUCAGGGUGAAGAUUCCGGUGUAG